Messenger RNA from Phacochoerus africanus (Common warthog), 548 nucleotides. RefSeq names its product translocase of inner mitochondrial membrane 8 homolog B (gene TIMM8B). The transcript is spliced from 2 exons. Bases 71 to 322 code for a protein of 83 amino acids. The record is from RefSeq and is a predicted model, not a curated record. NCBI's taxonomy places the organism in Eukaryota, Metazoa, Chordata, Mammalia, Artiodactyla, Suidae.
GGGGGUCGGCACGCGCCCGCUGCACAGGCGCACACAGAUCCGACGAAAGGUCGCGAGGCUGACGCAGAAGAUGGCGGAGCUGGGUGAGGCGGACGAGGCCGAGUUGCAGCGCCUGGUGGCGGCCGAACAGCAGAAGGCGCAGUUCACUGCACAGGUGCAUCACUUCAUGGAGCUAUGUUGGGAUAAAUGUGUGGAGAAGCCGGGGAAUCGCCUAGACUCUCGCACUGAAAACUGUCUCUCUAGCUGCGUGGACCGCUUCAUUGACACCACUCUUGCUAUCACCAGUCGGUUUGCCCAGAUUGUACAGAAAGGAGGGCAGUAGGCCAUCCCCUGAGAGAAUGAUAGAAGCAGCAAAGGACUUAUUUUUAAGCAGAUUGAAGAACCAGUGGGGAAAGACUGUCAACCUUUUGUCAACUUCAGGCUAUUACCAAGCUUGUUGGUGCUAAAAAGUAACAGAUCGAAUGUUCAAAAAGUGAGAUUUAUUUAUUUGGAAUUCAGAAAUUCCACCUUGUAUCACAACAGUUAUUCAAUAAAUGUGAGUUCUCCAA